AUGAAUGGAGGGAUGAUUAAUGCCACACAAGUGUUAACUAAUGUAAUUUUGUUUUUUCUUGGAAUUCCUAGAGAAAGCAUACAUAAGAAUGAUAGAAAGGAAUUAUAUGUAGAAACUGUUUGUUUUGCCAUCCAAGAUGGAGGUGUCUUUGCAAAGGAAGCUUACAAAGAGAUGCACAAAGUUUACGAUCUGACUCAGCCUUCGACAUGA
Schizosaccharomyces osmophilus is the source of this 210-nucleotide messenger RNA. RefSeq lists its product as uncharacterized. The coding region runs from base 1 to 210 and encodes 69 amino acids. The transcript has 3 exons. Lineage: Eukaryota; Fungi; Ascomycota; Schizosaccharomycetes; Schizosaccharomycetales; Schizosaccharomycetaceae. The record is from RefSeq and is a predicted model, not a curated record.